This is a messenger RNA of Aspergillus pseudotamarii, 762 nucleotides long. RefSeq names its product GMC family oxidoreductase. The transcript has 2 exons. Lineage: Eukaryota; Fungi; Ascomycota; Eurotiomycetes; Eurotiales; Aspergillaceae. Bases 257 to 634 code for a protein of 125 amino acids. Gene Ontology annotation, molecular function: flavin adenine dinucleotide binding; oxidoreductase activity, acting on CH-OH group of donors. The record is from RefSeq and is a predicted model, not a curated record.
UCUUGAGCGAUUCCUUUAUCAGUAGGGAAGCUGAUUCGAUAUUUUGAAACUAAAAGUGCAAUGACCGUGGCCGUCUCGGACAUGACGACUUCCUUGACCAGGCGUGUGUAGCGACCUGUCCAUUAUCAGCAUUUGAAACUACUAGAAAAUACAAGGUCUGUAUGUACGUGGCAGCAUCCACAUUUCGUCUACGAACGUGGAGGACAAGCGGACCUUUGAUCCCCGUUACUUCUGACAUUCCUUGGAUCUGGAAAUAAUGACCCGUAAUCUGUUAGACGUGGAGAAACUUCACAAAGCGGAGCCUCUGUUGCGGUUUCUGAAGCCGAACGGGCGGCGAAAUCACCCCAAUGCGUUCAUCACUAACUUCGGGUCUGCCAAGCAGUACCUACACGAUACUGCGACGACUACGUAUCACCCCUGCGGAACCGCGGCUAUGCUACCGCCGAAACAGGGUGGUGUAGUUUAUGAGAAGCUGAGGGUACAUGGAACGACCAAUUUGCGAGUCUGUGACACCAGUAUCCUACCGUUGAUCACUGUAGCCAACAUCAUGAGUACGGUGCAUGCCAUGGCUGAGCGAGCGCAGAUAUCAUUAAGGCGGAUGCGUAAAAGCCACCUGGCCUUUCCCUCGUGGUAGGAUAGAAUAACAUGAUUGAAAGGUUUGCAAGUGAUCGUCUCACAUCAGAGCUAGAGUUGAUCGGGGAGUCUGGGAAACUUGAGCGGAGGUGGGUUCAGGCUAAGAGACACUAAUGCAGGUCUCUUAAC